CUGAGCACCAUUCUCAAGCUUGGGAACUGCACUCUCAAAAUAAAUUAAAUAUACAUUUAAGAUUUGGAAAUGAAUACCCGGGUGAGGGUUUAUAAAACCAUUUUAAACAAUAACUUUUAUGUAUCCUUACCGGUACCUUACAAGUUGUACAAUAAAUAUUAAAAAGGUUACUUACUUCUAUAUAAAUACAAGAGCUACAGUUCUGUAAGCUAGCUUAAAACAUGCAACAAAUGAAAUGGAAUUUUAUUAUAUUCUAUGGUUAAUUAGAAAUUGAAUCCACUUCAACUAAACUUUCAAUUUUUUUUUUCCACUACAGGUAUAUUAUUUCUGAACAAAAUACAGUUUUUCUUACAUUCAUGAUUCAAAGACAUAAUAAUCAGGACAAAUCUACUUAUAUCUUUUGAUAUUUUUGUAACACCCCUUAUUUAAAUAAUUUUUAACAACUAAAAGCACAUCAAAAUUUAUACAGUGUUAUGUUAUGACUAUGAGCUUCCUUUCAGGUAUCUGUGAUGUCAGAAAAAACUCAUGGAUCAACCAAAGAUUUCAAAGAUCUAGAUGCAGAACUCCCACAAAAGAAAUAUGGAGCUCGCCCUGAGCUCACUACAAAGCAGAAACUGGAGCUGAGUAAAGCAUUUGGCAUCUUUGACCCUAGAGGCAGUGGGUUGAUUGAACAGAGGGGCUUUAUGCUUGCUAUGAGGGCUUUGGGAUUUGAACCUAAAUUUUCCCAAGUGGAUGAGCUCAUUGGUGAGAUUUGGGAAUGAUGAGAACUUUUCAGGGAAAACAAUAACAUUCAAUUAUUAUAAUUAUUAAUUUAACUAACCAGUUCUGGUAUUUUCAUAAUUUCAUAGAAGCCUGAAGUAGAGUAUGGGUAUGUUAAAAAAAUUAACAUCACUAUACAGUGUAGUCAUGAUUUUAAAAAAGGCAACAUGCACCACCGGAGGAAAGCCAUAUGUAUUUGUUUUCAAGUGUGGAAUUUUUAAGAGCAUAAUUAGUUAAAUUAAUCAUAAUGGUACAACCGUGUGUUACAAUUUAUAACAGAAGUAGUCAAACUGAUUGCAAAAAAAAAUUAGCUUCUAAUGAUACAGGCCUACACUUAUUUUUGUUUAUAAUUAUAAUAUAAUAAUACCGGCACUAAUAGUUAAAAUGACAAUAGUGAAGUCAAAUUUUAGGUAGUUUUUCAAAUAGUGUAUCAUAUUAAAUUAAUUUUUUUUCUCACAUAGACCAACUUGUUUUCAAUUAUUUUUUCUUGAAAGCUAAAGUCACUGGGAGAGCUGUUAAUGAAACCUUAGACUUUAAAGACUUCUACAAUUUGCUCAACCUGGUAAUGACAGGAGAUGACUCAAAAGAUGAUGUUAAAAAAGCAUUCAAAAUGUUUAGCUCUCCUGAGACUGGGGUUAUCUCCUUAGAGAACUUAGAGGUGAGACCAUUUAAAUGUUUGAUUUACAAAUUAUUAUAAUUUACAUGUUCCAAGUGAAUAUUUCCAGGCUUACACACUGAUUCGGGUUAGGGAGGGUACAACUGUGUAGUGUGAAAUCACAUAUUACUUCAUUUAGAAGACUACUUUCAUGUAAUAUACUCAACGUUGUUUUCAAAGUGACCAUUUUUUCAAAUGUCAAACCAAAACAUUGAAAAAUAUUUCAAAUUUAAAACCAGGGCAUUUAAAAUUGUUUUGAGUGCCAUGAAUUAAAAAACCAACAAUAAUUAUUUGUGGUUACAUGGAAAACUGUCUGUGGCGUUCUUCAGAAAACAAUAUUAUUAUGGUAUAGUUAUGCCAUUUUGGAUGAAUUAUAUGCAUUUUUUGUUGUGUUAUUUAUUUUUUCCUUGAUAUCAUAUCAGAUGCAGUCCUACAUUAUCUUUCUAAAGAUCAAUAAUUUAUUAUUUUGUAGCCUUACACUUACACCUUACCGGGUACAACUCACGAUUAAAAGGACUAAUUCCCGAAAACCAGUACCCGUACUGUAUCGUAAAACAAAAGUAUGAAUGGUCACCUUAAUACUGUUACUGGUACCGUAUUAAUAAUUAUGAGGACUCAAUGGAUUUGUAACAGGUACAUUUCUGCAGCCUGCAGCCCUCUUUAAAAAAAAAGUGUGUAAGAAAAAUGAGAUCAUAGAUUUUUUUUAACAUGACAUUUAAAAAACAUGCAUAUACUCUCUUCCUAUUAACAGGCAGUAAGUCAUGAGCUGGGUGAGGAUAUAUCCACAGAAAAAUUACAAGAGAUGAUUUCCUUUGCUGAUAAAAAUGGGGAUGGAGUUAUCGACCUCCAAGAAUUUAUUGCAAUGAUGGAAAGGCCAAUGUUAGAAUAAAAUCUUUAAGAACUAAACAUUAUGAAUAUUUACAGAGAAAUACCGGUUAUUAAAAUUAUAUUCUCAUAGUGGUAUUGGCAUACACACAUUUUUUACAACCCUUUAACAAUAGACAAAUACUUUAUAAUGUAUCUUAUUUCCUUGGGG
Messenger RNA from Lymnaea stagnalis (great pond snail), 2450 nucleotides. The record is from the annotation of a GenBank genome assembly. NCBI's taxonomy places the organism in Eukaryota, Metazoa, Mollusca, Gastropoda, Lymnaeidae.